Messenger RNA from Aspergillus glaucus CBS 516.65, 1050 nucleotides. RefSeq names its product sterol desaturase family protein. The transcript has a single exon. Gene Ontology annotation, molecular function: iron ion binding; C-4 methylsterol oxidase activity. Lineage: Eukaryota; Fungi; Ascomycota; Eurotiomycetes; Eurotiales; Aspergillaceae. The coding region runs from base 1 to 1050 and encodes 349 amino acids. The record is from RefSeq and is a predicted model, not a curated record. Gene Ontology annotation, biological process: ergosterol biosynthetic process.
AUGGCUCCGCUCGUGCGCAACCCGAAGGAUUCGAUGAAGUCCACCUGGCGUUUGUGGGAUCGCACGCAAUGGAAUGCAGGCCACUGGCUUCUGGAGAUCCUGAACGUACACCAUUGGGAUCUUGAUAAAGAGAUCCCCGUGCACCAGAAGACGGACAAGGUCCCCUAUGCACCAGAGCUUCAGUUCCAUGUGUGGGUGCUCUUCUACGCUAGCAUCCCUCUGGCUCUUCACCAGCUCUAUAUCAAUUACUUCGGGCACGGCCCAUCGCGGCUGCUUACCUUCUUUUUCUACAUGCUGGCGCUGGAAUUUAUCGCCGUCCAUCAAACACAUAUACUCCGCCGCGUGGGCCACCGAAUCGGGUUUUUCGAUGGCGAUAAGCAUGCUCGGGACGGUGUGCCUGAUGUGGGUGUGGGCAAGACUGCCCAGACGCUCAUCUCUGUGAUUACGUUUCGGCCGAUGAUGCUUGCGUUCCUUAGCUAUAGCCCCAAAGGCCCACCAUCGUCGAUCCCCUGGGUGUGGCUUUUUUUCGAAACCGGGGUUUAUGCAGUCGUGCUUGAUUUCUGGUACUACUUGUUCCACCGGUCGAUGCACGAGACGGAUUCGCUAUGGCGAUUCCAUCGCACCCACCAUCUCACAAAGCACCCUAAUCCCCUCCUCACCGCAUACGCAGACACAGUGCAGGAGUUCUUCGACCUUGUCGGUGUCCCGCUGAUGACAUACGGCUCUAUGAAAGCGAUGGGGUUCCCCAUGGGCUUUUACGAGUGGUGGAUUUGCCAGCAGUAUAUUGUAUUCACGGAGAUUCUGGGCCACAGUGGUCUUCGCAUGGAAGCGACUGCGGUGAAUCCUUGGACCUGGCUGUUGAGACUGUGUGAUAUGGAAUUGGUGAUUGAGGACCAUGAUCUUCACCAUCGCAAGGGCUGGAAGUCGAGUCAUAACUAUGGUAAACAGACUCGCGUUUGGGAUCGCCUCUUCAAGACGUGUGUUCCUCGUGUGGAGGGACACCGGGAUAAUAUCGACUACGUCAACACGGCAGAGAUCCCGUUGUUCUAA